UGGCUUCAUGCGCUUCGCCUGCGGCAGAAAGGAAACCGCAACACGCACAAGGACCUGCUGCGCUUCGCCCAGGUCUUCUCCCAGAUGGUGCACCUGAAGGAGCAGGUUACUGCCUCGGCCGUGGAGCAGGUGUUGAGCUGCAGCGUGUUGGAGAUUCAGCGCAGCAUGACUCGAGUGGAAGCGGCGGCAGAGUCUGAGCUGCCGCAGACCCUGGACAAUUACGAGUCAAAUGUUUUUACCUUCCUGUACCUGACCUGCAUCUCCACCAAAACCAGCUGCAGCGACAACGAGCGCGCCGUAAUCAACAAGCACAUCUACGACCUGAUCCAGCUGGACCCGCGGUCACGAGAGGGCUCCUCGCUGCUGCACCUGGCCAUCAGCUCCACCACGCCGGUGGAUGACUUCCACACCAACGACGUCUGCAGCUUCCCCAACGCCCAGGUCACCAAGCUGCUGCUGGACUGUGGCGCACAGGUCAACGCCAUUGACCAUGAGGGCAACACCCCACUGCAUGUCAUUGUCCAGUACAACCGGCCAAUCAGCGACUUCCUCACUCUUCACGCCAUUAUCAUCAACCUGGUGGAGGCUGGCGCUCACACGGACAUGACCAACAAGCAGAAGAAGACGCCGCUGGACAAGAGCACCACGGGCGUCUCGGAGAUCCUUCUGAAAACACAGAUGAAGAUGAGCCUGAAGUGCCUGGCGGCGCGCGCCGUCCGGCAGCACCAGAUCACGUACCGCAACCAGAUCCCCAAGACGCUGGAGGAGUUUGUGGAGUUCCAUUGAGACGCUUUGUGCUUUUUAAAGAGUUUAUAAUUUUCUAACGAAUCCAAACGGUGCUGAGGACAAUGGUUCAGUGCUAAAAGUUUUUGAGCAUUUUUAUAAAUUAAAAAGUGUGUUUUUCUAUUUUAAGUAUUAAUUGCUAAAUACCAGCAGCCGCAGUUUGUUUUGUCUGCGUCUCUGAAGGAACAGACCUGCAGCGGCGGCGAGCGCAGACGGAGACAGCGUCAUGUUGUUUGUUUUUUGCCUUAUUUCCGUGGCGACACUAUGACUCUGAGCGUGAAGUGUGUCGGAGACACGAUGAGACGUAAUGAAUGAAUGAGCCAAGAGACGACCGACCUCAGCUGCUUCCUGUAUCGUCUGUCACGUGAUUCUUUUAAUAUGAAGAGUUUUGUCACGUGGAUUAAACUGAUCAGGGUUUUAAUUCAUUUUAUUUUAAAGGUUUGUUUGGGAACAUUUAUGGGUGAAAAUAUUUUUCCUCCUUAGUUUGUUUUAAUUAAAUUAUCUAUUUGGCCCAAAGUAUGUGGACGCCCCCCGAGGUUCAAAGAAUGGGAAAAGGUUUUGUGAUAUUUGAAAACACUGGUUUCACGUCUGUCGCAUUUUAAAAUGAAGCAGAGCGAUGUCGUCAUCAGGCUCAGUGCGUCUAACGUGUUGUUAGUCAUGUGACCUGUCAGACAUGUAUGUUUUGGAGCGUGUUGUAGACAUGACGUCUUCACCCAUGUUCUGUUUGAAAAGCAGGCGAAAGCUCCUGUCUUCACAAAUCCAGUAACUUUAAGGUUAAAGGUUUUCAACGUUCUCUUUUAAACCCACAGAAAUGUAUUUGGAAGAAUCGAGUGUUUUUUCUCGGGCUGCGCUCGUGUCCACAUACUUUUGGCCGAAACAGUUACAACGAGCAGUGAUUAUAAACUAUGAAGCAGAUUUUUCCAGAACAUUGUGCCUGUAGAUCAAAGACUGUAAAUAAAGAUGGACGACACUACAUAUCUCCAAUAGGAACGAUCUAGUGGUGAUGACGUCUGACACCUGAAACAUUUAUUCAACCUCUGCUCUGAUGUUUCAGUUUGGUUCAUGUCCCAUCUGCUAACACGGUGGAAGUUUAUGACAUAUGCUGCAGGCAGACACCAGGGGGCGAUGGAGAUGAUUUGGCUUCACUUUUAGGGAGUUGUCAUGUUGUCCAUCUUUAUUUUAGUCUAUGCUGUAGAUCUGUUUCAACUGUGAGGGAUGCUUUUAUUUUUUAAUUUAUCGUUGAGGUCGUAGACGUCACAUGGUUUACAUGUCCCCUGUUCUGCUGGAGCUUUAUCCUCACUUUAGUUUUUAUAGAUUUUAUGUAAAUCAAAUAUGAAGAGUUUUUCUGGGUCCUGGUCCCUUGGGGUCCUGGUCCCUCGGGGUCCUGGUCCCUCGGGGUCCUGGUCCCUCGGGGUCCUGGUCCCUGCUGCCACAGGUCUUGUGCGUCUGCGUGUCUGAAGCCUGAGGUCCAGUGGUGCUUGAUAACAAGUUAAAAUCCCUCUUUGCUUCAGAAUGCUAAAAUAGGAGCUGCUGUUGUUUCUGAGUCUUCGGGUAUAAAGCAUGAGUUUUACUCUCAAUGAAUCUGUGCAGUAUUUUCUCACUUCAUUGUUCGAUCUGUAAAAAGUCAGAAAAGGUAAAAAAUGCUUGAACAUCUGAGUUUGUGUUUUUAAAUAAACAAUCAGAUUCUCCAUCACAA
This is a messenger RNA of Paralichthys olivaceus (Japanese flounder), 2479 nucleotides long. The record is from RefSeq and is a predicted model, not a curated record. NCBI's taxonomy places the organism in Eukaryota, Metazoa, Chordata, Actinopteri, Pleuronectiformes, Paralichthyidae.